Molecule: messenger RNA, 375 nt
Organism: Microthlaspi erraticum
Lineage: Eukaryota; Viridiplantae; Streptophyta; Magnoliopsida; Brassicales; Brassicaceae
Source: the annotation of a GenBank genome assembly
AUGCUGAAAAUGAGACUUAUGACAUUGGCCGCCGCUGAACUUUCCCGACGUGGGCCUCUUGGAGACGGCCGAGCUUGGUGGACGCCGUGGAGGAGUGAAAUCUCUUCUCUGUCGCUUAUAAAAACUGUGGAAUACAAUCUGUCGUAUGUGUAUCACGCUAUGUAUGCUUACUUCGAUCGUGAUAACAUCGCUCUCAAGGGUCUUGCCAUAUUCUUUAAGGAAUCGAGUGUGGAAGAAAGAGAGCACGUUGAAAAGUUAGUGGAGUAUCAGAACAAACGUGGUGGGAGGGUUAAAUUGCAGUCGAUUGUAAUGCCUCUCACAGAGUUUGAACACGUUGACAAGGGAUAUGCUCUCUAUGGUAAGCUAUUACUUUGA